Messenger RNA from Theileria equi strain WA, 788 nucleotides. RefSeq lists its product as hypothetical. The record is from RefSeq and is a predicted model, not a curated record. The transcript is spliced from 2 exons. Lineage: Eukaryota; Apicomplexa; Aconoidasida; Piroplasmida; Theileriidae. Bases 174 to 515 code for a protein of 113 amino acids.
ACGCCAAUAUUUGGGUGUGCAUUGCGGACAUAAAGUAAAAAGUCCUCAAGGACGGUUGUGUUGACCGGGGAGCGACUUGGUGGGCAAGAGCCAACAACUGGACGACAUAGCGGCUCACGUAUCAUAUCGCAGAUUUUAAAUGUAAAAUAGAAGAAAAGUUCCAAAAGUUGUAAAUGAAAAGGCACGGGAAAGCCACAAAUGUGACGGUCUUGGAGGAAGACGACUUUAAAUACGUACCCAAGAAGAAGACUGAACUCUUUGAAGAAGUCCAUUACGAGUUUAGAGAAGACUCCGAAGAUGAAGGACCGGUCAUUGUCAACGCUGAUGAAUUCAAUCGUGCACUCCCUCAGGAGAGACCAAAAUCUCCAUCGCCUCCAAGAAGAACUGUCGUUGAAUCGGAUGACGAAGAGAUUGUAUAUCGUGACAAAAGCGGCAGAAGGAUUACAAAGGAGCAGUGGCUUCUUAAUCAAAAGAAGGGGAAAAGUAAAAAGGAUGAGCCAAAACAGGUAUGUUAAACCACAGGGAUGUAAACGACCAAAGGAUGGCCAGAGUAUAAACUACUAUUUAGAAUAAUCUUGUGAUAGUGAAUAUCAUCCAUGAGUUGUCUACAGAGAGGACAGGUACCUGGAAUGUGACACAGAUGGAGGAUAGUAGAAGAGUGGGUGAGAAGAAAAGGAAUGGGCCUCAGGUUGAGAUGGAAGAGUGAUUCCGGGAUGAAUAAGGUGUAGAAGGCAGACUUUGAGAUGCUCAAUUUAAAGGUGUGUGCAAGAUGGACCUCAAAAGUGAUC